Molecule: messenger RNA, 3912 nt
Organism: Filobasidium floriforme
Lineage: Eukaryota; Fungi; Basidiomycota; Tremellomycetes; Filobasidiales; Filobasidiaceae
Exons: 23
Coding region: 1-3912 (1303 amino acids)
Source: RefSeq, a predicted model, not a curated record
AUGUCUGAUUGCAACCCUGUUCCAGUAUCAGCUCAACGCUCGUAUCGACCAUCUCAUGAGGUCACCAAUCGUAUUGCAGGACCGGUCAUCAUGAUGAUGCAAUUUCGAAAAUGGAGUGAAGCUGUAAACGGCACUGUCUAUCUCAGUCACUCCUAUGAAUCUGUUCUUGACAAGGCCAAGAAGACCUUCUCCUACACAUCAAUCAAGAUCUACGUUGACACGUAUGAUGAUAAAACUAGUAUCAACAACCUGCGCCGGUGCUUAGAAGUGGUCGAUGACACCGCAAUCAUCUGGCCAAGCCAGGCAUCGCAUCCGUACGUGUCAGCAGAAAAGUUCCUCAGAGACGUUAUAAUGAAACAGGAGCCGGGUACGACCUUUGUCUUGGCCACCGAUGAGAAUCCGACAGCGCAAAAAACUCCAAUCUGGCAGCAAGUGAUCGAGAAGCAUCAUGGUACACCAUGUCAGAUCAUUCGUUACACUCCUGGCGGAGUCUUUCUCAGAUCUAUUCUCAAUGGAUUCACUUCAGACGUACCCAUUCAGAGGAGCGAGCCAAUCCUCGACCCGCAGCCGCUGUCCAACGUUUACUCUUCCGGGGAACUCUCUUUACUUUCGGAACGGCCGAUUCUUGAUACAGACGCUCUCGUUGAUCGCCAACAGGUACAGACUCAGAGCCUGAUCGUCGAGGAACUUGGCUUACAAGCCAACGUGGUCGUUCCGACGGCCGAUGAAAUUCCGUCUCAGCAAAGUGUCGCUCAGAACGUACCGACCGAGCGGGCUGCUGCGCAGGCUAGCAGGGUCUUCCCCAAGGACGAAGACAAAGUCGAAACCUCGAAUGUCGUGGUCACUGAGAAAGCCAUCGGAAAGAAAGGCCACUGGUACAAGCUCACCCGACACAUCUGCACCGGCCUCAUAGGCAUCGCCAAAAACGUCAUGCCGGGAACGACGACCGGUAUUUGCGAGAACACCGAUAUUAACGAUCAACUCAGAACCCUAUCUUUGGCACCGCAAGUGAAAAACAAAUUGCCUUCGAGCAACACGAAAGACUCUUUGGCUGUAAUUCUCAUCGAUUUGGCUGCCUGGAGCUUCAUCAGCCAAAGUGAUUGUCAAGAUGUUCAGGCGAUGAGCGAGAAUUUUGCGACCUGGUAUCAGCUAAUAAUGUAUAAUGCGAUACGGCCCGUCGAUGGAGGUGACGCCCAUGGCAACAAGUACUCUUUCUCGUCUAUUGCUGUCUAUGUCCGCCUUGAGAACAUCGGCAAAUGGUAUGCUGCCAUCCAUCCCAGACUUCGAGCGGUAGAAGCGGUCUGGGGGACACCCAUCAUCUCGGUCGAUAUCUCCGCGGAAAUCACGGAAGCCAAGCUGCAUCACGAAUUUUCCGCUGGCAACCGGGAAAUACAAUACGUCUAUGUGACCGAUGCCCCUGAAAGUCAUAAAACACCUUACUGGACAUACGUACCAUACCACAAUCAGUAUCCGAACAGGAAGACGGCGUUCGAAAAAAUCCUGACUGUCGCUUAUCAGUGCGGUCUUAUCGAGCAUAUCGAUAUCGUCCUGCCGCAAUUCCGUCGAUGGUGUAACCGUGAACGAAGCCGAGACCCGCUUCCACCCGCUUGCAAUGCCGCUGAAGGACGGGAGCUUCGGAAAAUUCGGGAUGACGUCGACGUUGAAGCAGAAGAUGCAACCAUCCGAAGCGCUUCGAUCUUUGGCCCUCCCUGCGAUGAGUACUGUCGGAAAAAGACGAACCAGAGGGCCUUCUUCCAUUUUUUGAAACGGGCUGUUUCACCUCUGGAAUACACCGAACGGAAACACGACAUACGUGAAGAGGUUGAACGAUACUCGAUACUCUGUCCACUAUGCGGUAAUCUUAAAUACGGCGAAGACAUGAUGACCGUAAAGAAUCCUUUCCCUAAGCCGAACCACGAUCCACCUCCAGAGAUCGUCUGCGUGAUCAACAUGAAGGCAUGGGAGCUAUGGCAGGAUGUGACGGACCACGAAGCCCUCAUUCGCUGGGUUCGAGGUAUCACAGACCUCGUUUACGAUCGCGUCCCGAAUCAAGGUCGCAUUUAUGAUCACGUCGAGCAUACAUCGUCAACGACAUCGACGACGACGAUGAAAUCCACACAUAUCCGGACGUUGAAGCCUGGGAAUACGGUUCGGAUCUCACGGAAGCCAAAAGGUUCUUCAAGAAAAGACAACAUGAUCUACUUCUACAUCAGCGAUGACCAAGAAUCCCUAUCCCACCCUUACUGGACGGAAAUCUUCCGGAACGACAUUUUCAAAGCGGCUCAUCAUCUUCGCUACCGCUUUCCGACCAUGGACAUCCACGAAGAAGCAGUGAGACGAGAGAUGGAGGUGAUCUACGCGCAAGGACCUGUCGAACACUUUCACCUCGAACCUGUACCUCAGGUUGCGAAGUUCGCCGGUCUUCCUACGGCGGAACGAUCCAUCCACAGUUCGUCCGACGUUCAAACCGGAAACUCGCAGAACCACGACCAGAAGUUCGACUCCCAAACCGCGGGAGAUCUGGUCGGCGGGAACGCUGAAGGAUUCUUAUCCUUCUUAGAAAGGGCUGUUCGUCUGUUCGAGAGGUUGUGCCGAACCUUCCGACAAGCAAUUCUGUUUGACUCACGUAUGAACCGAGUGAUUGGCACAUCCAGUAGGGCAAUGGUCGUGUCUCUCCGGGGUGACGAUGGGAAUAGGGUCAAAGUGAUCAACCCUGGCAGCAGAGUCGGCACGUCGAGCGUUGUGCUCGCACAUGGGAGGGUGCUCGAAGGAAAUCUACAGUCAGGUAAUCCUGCGAGUCAUCUGCGGCUCAACGCUCACUUGAACAUCGCUGUCUUCCAUCAACGUCUCCUUCGUCUUGGGUAUCAUGUUGUUCGCAUGAUCAAUCACGACAAACAUCAUCUCUCCGACCCUGUGUUCUCCUCCCUGGACGAAGAUUUGUGGUACUACGUUCUGCGCUGUCCAACCUUGUCCAAUCUUACAAGCGAUCACGCGCUUGAAUCCACAGGCCACAGCACGAUGUACACUCAUAUCACUAUUGCAGGGGAUCAAGCAUCGGAUCCGUUGUAUGUGUUACCUGCGACCGCUUUCGUAGUCAUCGAUUUCGAUGCAUGGAAGGCUAUCGAUUUCAACGCCGAAGCCAACUACACUGAGUGGCAGCGGGAGAUCGAACACAGGGCAUGGAGAUACAUGAUGGGAGCCGGUCAUCACGUCGGGCGGAUGACUACCCGCGUAGUGGUCGAUCAUCAUUCUCCACGAUGGCCCGGGCUUGAUCAAUGGGGGGUGAACACGAACUCUAUCAAUGAGUUGAACGACGAGCCCCUUGCGAUGGUCGAAGACGUUUGCCAAGAUAUUAUGCAAUUGGGACAGGUCGUCUACUUUUACUUCUCCGACAGUCCCCUCGGCACGUCCCAGCCUCUGUGGCACUUUCUCCACGCUCAUCCAAACGUCGAAGCGGCCCAUUAUAUUCAGUUUGAUGGGAUUGAUCAGGAGCUCGUCACGUCUGGGCUUGUGGAUAAGAUGACCUCGAUCUACAACCAGGCUCCCGCACAGUACUUUUACCACCAGAGAAUCAACCCAGACCAAGUCGGGGUUGAACUUGUCGAGUCCGUCCCGACUGAUUCCGUGAUGUCUGUUUCGUCCUAUUCUGCAGAUACCACCUCGGAGGAAGCGUUCUAUGAGAACCCCAGCAAGCCUGCCGGGGCUGUCGAGCCGACUAGUCAAGUGUCCCCCCAACUCGACGAAGGAUUCCCUUCGUAUCUGGAGAGGGCUCUCAAAGUGUACGACAAGAAACAACAGCCGUUGCACUUGUUCUUAAAGAGGGCGAUCGCCGUGUACAAGAACAAAGAGAAGCUGACGAAAAUGAUCGAACGCAUCUACCUCAUGCAUGCCGUUGACAUCAUGACUGUCUAG